Molecule: messenger RNA, 855 nt
Organism: Dothidotthia symphoricarpi CBS 119687
Lineage: Eukaryota; Fungi; Ascomycota; Dothideomycetes; Pleosporales; Dothidotthiaceae
Exons: 3
Coding region: 71-673 (200 amino acids)
Source: RefSeq, a predicted model, not a curated record
UUGAAAUCUCCAAAGCUUGACCUGGACUUGGAUUUGAUUUGAUUUGAUUGGGCUGGACUAGACAGUAGCCAUGGAGUUCUCAAAAGAGCAGAGGCAGACGAGAUUCCUAGCCGUCCUCCUCCCCGUACUCACGCUCUCGACGCAUCUUCUACUUUGCACAUCCUUCGCGCUGCCUGACAACGACCCAACUCGUGCAUUCUGGUCGUUCGUAUAUAAUGUGCUCGCAGCGAGCGCAAGCAUAUUGGGGUUGAUAGGCGCGGUUCGGUUCAUACCCAGACUCGUGUCCGCAUAUAUCUUUUUUCACACGACCACGCUGUCUUUCGUGACACUCGCGCUCGUCAAUAUCAUCAUACCUUUCGAUUUUCAACUUCUGAACCCGAUGCUUCCAAGGCAACAAGUGGACGCGGUUUCGUUGUGUCGUGACCUCGAUGCCGGUCUUGGAUGGGAUGACGAGUGGUUAACGAAAUGCUCGACCACCUUCCAUCUUGUGAAGUUAUGUGUCGCCUGGGGCGGCUUAUUUUUGAUGACAGCGCAGUUCUGGGCGUUGAUCACUGUUCGGAAUUGGGGACAAGAAGUACGGCGUCAGCAGAUGAGUGGAAAUACGGAUGUUGAGAAAGCUGGCUUGAUGGACGAACGAUGCGAGUCUAUGAACGACGAAAAGAUAUGGUCCUGAAAUAGAGAUCAAAUGAAAUGAACGCCAUGCAUCAAUAUCAUGUGCCACGCUUGUAACUGAAGAAGCUUUGAAACAACAGAGUUCAGACUAAGUCUUGCGUUGAAGCUGGACAGUAUCACCCGCGAGUUGCUGCGGACGGCUGGUCACCGAACAACUUUUGGUUUCGGCUUCAUCAUUUGAUU